UAGAGCUGGGGAGGGACGUGGAGAAGGAGUGACUGUUGCGCUCGGGUGGAUCUCCGUCUCUGUGGGCUCGGGGUUUGUCUGGGGGGCAGUUUGAAGACACCUGCGCCCUCAGGCUUUCGUACCCGCUCAAACCCCGAGUGGUAAAGUUACAGCCUCGAGUUAGUUUAGCUGGAGUUUAUGUAGGGAGAAUGUCAGGCGUAGGGAGCGCCAAGAAACCGGGCACCAGUCCCAGGGAGCACAGGAGGAAAGUGACUGAGAAGACGACGGAUCCCAUCAAGAGGCUCGGGCUUCUGGACAAUGAGGACAUACGUGUGAUGAUGCAGGGCUCCAGCGUGGUGAAAGUUCGCUCUUCAAGGUGGCAGAAGAAGCGCAACCUGCAGCUGCUGGAGGAUGGACUAACACUGUGGUGUGAGACCACCAAGCGCUCCCGGAAAGCCAAAGCCCAGCAGACGUUUGCAGUGACGGAGGUGGAGUGUGUGUGUGAAGGCUACCAGUCGGAGGCACUGAGGCGGCUGUCUGGAACCGUGCCAGAGAACCAGUGCUUCACGAUGGUCUUCAAAGGAGGCAGAAAGAGCCUCUACAUCAAGUGCCGCAGUGCAGAAGAAGCUCAGCACUGGGUGCGAGGGCUCCGAAAGCUAAAGGAGCAAGCGGCCAACAUGACUCAGAAGGAAAAACUGGACCAUUGGAUCCGAGGGUACCUAAAGCGAGCAGAUGAGAACCAGGACGGCAAUAUGAGUUACGAUGAGGUCAGACGGCUGCUGCAGAUGAUCAACAUCGACCUGAACGAGCAGCAUACCCGCUGCUUAUUCAAGCGGUGUGACCGAUCUGGUGAUGGCCGUCUGGAUCAUACAGGGAUUGAGGAGUUCUGCAGGGAGCUGAUGCGACGGCCUGAGCUAGAUGCCGUGUUUAGACACUAUUCAAGUAAUGGUAGUAAGCUCUCCACUGCUGAGCUGCGUGAUUUCCUGGGAGACCAAGGAGAGGACGCGUCGCUGAAUCAUGCUCAGAGUCUUAUACUCACCUAUGAGCUCAGUGACUGGGCUCAGAAGAACCUGUUCAUGACACAGAAUGGUUUCACCAUGUACAUGCUCUCUCUGGAGAAUGAUGUCUUCAACCCUAGCCAUGCCAGAGUCCACCAGGACAUGAGCCACCCCUUGGCCCACUACUUCAUCUCCUCGUCACACAACACUUACCUGACCAAGGACCAAGUCACCAGCGCGAGCAGCACUGAGCCAUACAUCAGGGCUCUGAUUCAGGGCUGCCGAUGUGUGGAGCUGGACUGCUGGGAUGGAGAUAAAGGUGAACCUGUCAUCUACCACGGCCACACACUCACCUCCAAAGUGCCCUUUAAGGAAGUCAUUGAAACCAUUUCCCAAUAUGCCUUCAGGACGUCCCCAUACCCUCUGAUCCUGUCCUUGGAGAACCACUGUUCUGUGGAGCAGCAGGCUGUCAUGGCCAAACACCUCAGGACUAUCCUGGGCAACAAACUGCUCACCAAGCCUCUCAGUGACCAGCCACUGAAAGAGCUGCCUUCUCCUGAAGAGCUUCAGGGGUGUAUUCUGGUAAAGGGAAAGAAGCACACUCCUCACCUGGGUGAACUGGGGAAGACCAGCAGCUAUGCCAGCUUCUCUUCAAGCUUUGAAGAUGAACUAUCAAGCAGCAUUAAGAGCAUACCCAAGAAGGAUCCUCUAAACACACCCAAGAAGGAUCCUGCAAAGAUCUGUUUGAAACUGAGCCCCGAGCUAUCAGAGCUGGUGGUUUACUGCAAGAGCGUCCCCUUCCGCGGGUUUGGAAAUGUGUCUGAAAAACCACCAAAUGAAAUGUCUUCUUUCUCUGAAAAUGAUGCCCUCAAGCUCAUCAAAGAUUCUGGGAAGCUUUUUGUAAGACACAACAGCAGGCAGCUGAGCCGGAUCUACCCUGGUGGCCAGCGCCUUCAAUCAUCCAACUAUGAUCCUCAGGAAAUGUGGAACGGUGGCUGCCAGAUGGUGGCUCUGAACUUCCAGACACCCGGAGAGCAGAUGGACCUGAACCAGGGCCGCUUCCUCUCAAAUGGUCGCUGUGGAUACAUCCUCAAACCAAGCUUUCUGUGCAGUCCCACAUCCACCUUUGACCCAGAGAACACGGGAGGAGGCCCCGGUCACACCCCCACUCAGCUGACUAUACGAAUCAUAUCUGCACAACAGCUGCCAAAAAUCAACACAGAGAAGGCAAGCUCCAUUGUGGAUCCGCAAGUGUGGGUGGAAAUUCAUGGGGUGUCUAUUGAUAAUGCAAAACAAAAAACCCACCGCAUUGACAACAAUGGUUUCAACCCACGGUGGGACUGCACUCUGAGCUUCCAGCUGCAGGUCCCUGAACUGGCCCUGGUGCGGUUUGUAGUGGAGGACCACGAUCAUGCUGCCAAAAAUGACUUUGUGGGGCAGUUCACGUUACCGUUUACAAGCCUUCGCAUAGGUUAUCGGCACAUUCACUUACUGAAGGCAGAUGGUUCCAGUCUGUCCCCUGCCACACUCUUUAUCCAUGUCAAAGUAACCCGCAAAGGUGUUCCUGUCAAGACUGUGUCCGAGCGUAUAGCCGCUGCCAAAGGCAAAGCAUGACACACACAUCUGAACCAGCUCAUUUUUCUGACAAUGAAGGGCUUUGGAUGGAGGAGCCGUGAGUGUGAAAACAGAGACAAAUUACUGCUGAUGCUGUUGUCUCACAGUUCAGACCUCAAGUGGUCCAAUUUACACUAAACCAUGCCCCAAUGCUUGAAGGAAGAUGUCUGCCAGAGAUGGAGACGUCUGCUCUGGUGUAAUUCUUAAAAAAAAAAAACACUUGACAGGGGAUGCUUUAAGAAGUGAUGAACUCCUCUCUACUUUCAUAUCUGUUGGACAGAGUAAAAAUCAGCUAUUUUAUGAUUUUAUUUCUUAAUAUUUUUAACUUAAGGAAUGUUGUUAGUUUAACUAAAAUAGCACUUCUUUAAUUGAUGCUGUAACAGAUGUACAGUGAGAUGGAAACCAAGUGUAACUAGCUGUGACUGAAAAAUAUAUUAAUGUCAGGAUUAACAUUUGCAGCACUAACUGUGAUGUAAUACAGAAUUUGUUGCCCAUGGAAAAAUACUUGAUACUCCAGAUGUGUGGGCACUUUCAAUUUUAAUUUCUCUGUGGGGGAUACAUGAUGGUAUAUUUCCACAACCGACAGUAUUAACUCUCCAAAAUGAGCUUGUUUCUUAAAUGUGUUGCAUUUUAUCUCAGUAUCAUUUCACGUAUGUUCAUAAGAUGUGCUUGUUUAAAUCAUAUUUGACUUGUGUUGAUACAGUAUUUGCAUAUAAGUGCCUGUCAUUUGACGGUUCUUGUCUUCACAUUCAAAUCUAGAAAACACGCUUUUAAACACUAAUUGCACAAAUCUAAUACAACCACUAAUUACUGCAGGCUAAAGUGAAUCAUUUAAUACUCUUAUAAGGAGGUUCACUGAUAAUAAAACGGUCCAAUGAUGGAAAGUGAUUGCUGUAAUUACAGUUUUAAUAGUCACGCUGGUUUUAAGGAGAGUCUAAUAUGUGAGUGAAGUAAAACUCUCUCUGUGUAAGAUAGAAGAUGUUGGAUAAUAUUAGUGGUUAUUUGUGCAAAAGAAAUUUUUUUUUUAUAAAGCACUUCUAACAAGUUUUUUUUUUUUUUGCACAUGCUGUCUAAAAAGACAGUGUUUUGUCAGUUUCAAAGGGUCACAGUGUUGUCUACAGAUACAUCACUUUAUGCAGCUGACAUUUACAAUAAAUGCAUA
Archocentrus centrarchus (flier cichlid) is the source of this 3753-nucleotide messenger RNA. RefSeq names its product phospholipase C, delta 3a (gene plcd3a). The coding region runs from base 189 to 2591 and encodes 800 amino acids. Lineage: Eukaryota; Metazoa; Chordata; Actinopteri; Cichliformes; Cichlidae. Gene Ontology annotation, biological process: lipid metabolic process; intracellular signal transduction. Gene Ontology annotation, cellular component: plasma membrane. The transcript has 15 exons. The record is from RefSeq and is a predicted model, not a curated record. Gene Ontology annotation, molecular function: calcium ion binding; phosphatidylinositol-4,5-bisphosphate phospholipase C activity.